Botrytis cinerea B05.10 is the source of this 3883-nucleotide messenger RNA. It is a transcript of the gene Bcprr1, whose product is annotated as Bcprr1. Gene Ontology annotation, cellular component: cell cortex. The record is from RefSeq and is a predicted model, not a curated record. Lineage: Eukaryota; Fungi; Ascomycota; Leotiomycetes; Helotiales; Sclerotiniaceae. Gene Ontology annotation, biological process: intracellular signal transduction; protein phosphorylation. Gene Ontology annotation, molecular function: protein serine/threonine kinase activity; ATP binding. The coding region runs from base 790 to 3021 and encodes 743 amino acids. The transcript has 2 exons.
GACUUGGUCAAUCUAGUCAAUUCUUCUUCUCUGCUCUCCCCUCUCUCUCGGCAUUCUUAUAUUUACUCGUAUUUACCUAUAUAACUACGUGUUUUAUGAGAAAAGCCGAUUUACGACACUAUUACCACAUCUCCAUCUAAUUUGUUAUAUAUUUUCUUCUUCACCACCUGGCUUGUUGUCGUCACUAGCUUCAUUUCCUCCCGCCAACCUUGGAAUCCAUCACAUCCCAUCCAUCCCAUCUUGUCCAUCCUAUCUUGUCCCAUCCCCAUCUCCAUCCACACCCACACCCACUUCCACAUCCACAUCCCUAUCUUAUCCGUUCGUUCAUUUAUUGUACGCAAAACCCCCCACCUCACUUUAUAUUUCUCAGUCCAAACAGAAAUAUCGACACAGCACACACAAUACAGCCACAUGCAACCAGUCAAUUUAUCCGCACGCCUUGUCCUCCUCUUCUUUGAGUCAUUUCUCGAGGUGGCAUUUGAUUGAUUGAUCGAUUGCUUGCUUGCUGGCUUGCUGGCUUGUGGGAUCGUUGGCUCGUUUUAUUGAUUGUCGAUUGUUGAUUGAGAUUUACCAGGUCCCCAGUUACACUGCAGUAUAUCCAAAUUACGGUCUUCAUCACAACAAUCCCUGGAAAACAGUUAUCAUAACGUUACUUUGCUUUUAAUUAUCCCACCCAAAAGCCCUCGUCCUCAACCGCAACCUCCCUCUCCCUCUUCUUUUCUUCCAAAAGAAAUUAAAGGAAAAUUAACUUUCUCUCCAAUUAACCCGCAUUCUCCCUCCCCCCCCAACAUGUCGAAUUCGGAACAAAGAAUGCUCGAGAGCCGAAUACAAAAUGGAAGUCUCGAAGCUGUGUCAGGUCUAAUGUCUGACCAAGCUGGGCAUAGUACAACACCUUUGAUGAACGAUGUAAAAGCAACACAAAACUCAAACAUUUCCGUGCCUCUGCCUCUUCAAUCAAAUCAAAUUCCAGCUUUCACUGCCAUUUUCAAAUCGAAUACUAUCGCACCUUCGCCCCCUCACAGCAGAUCCACUUCAACAAACGACGCAUACACCCCACUUGCGCUUGACACCACUUCUCGUCUUCACCCAAAUAUAGAUUCGUCAUAUAGUCAAACUCCGAGUCCUCUAAGCGCGGGUCUGCGAAUACAAACCGAUAUCGUUCCAGGUUGCACAAUCACUUCUGCCAGCACCGGAACCGGAAUUGGUGAGCGCGAAUCUCCCGAUACUACACGAACUCAGUCAAGAUCCGGUGGGCAGAUAGGAAUGUCUCUCGCGCGAACUCCGAGUGUGAAGAAUGUCCUGGCGAGUAGCAUGGGUAGCAGCGGCUCGGCGCCAAACUCAGCAUUAUCCUCACCAAUGUUGAACGCAAUGGCAGAUGUUACCCCUCUACCCUCACCACUCAUGUCCGGAGACUCGCCUGGUCCAUGGAAACGAUUAAAUUCGCGACGAACAUCCCGCGAGCAGAUGCUGCCGAUACACUCGGAUUCGGCUCUGAUCACAUCCAAUGGUGAAUCGGUUUCCUCUGCAAUGGCAAAUCAACAAAAGAGAAGGGCAUAUCACGGACUAAUAACAAAUGCUGGCGAAUCUGGGUUGACGGAUGCUCAAAUCAAUCGCAAAAAGAACGUAGAAGGACAUACUAGGAAUAGAAGCAUGAGCGAAUAUGUUCCGGAAGCUUCUCAAGCACCAAAAACUCGAAAUAUCACGGUAUCGGGCUCACAUGCUCCAAUGAUGGACGGAGCGGUAGAUGGUCCACAAUCAGACAUGCAUAUGCGGAGAGAACCACAUUUAGCAGUUCAACGAGGAUUGGCUCCCAUACCAAGACCACCAACCCCACCAUCGAGUCGAACAGGAGGGGAAAGCAGUGAUAGUGAUUCAUCACUGACCACUAACCCCAUUCCUAGAGCUCUUCGAAGAUCGAGAUAUGAAUACUUUGAUGCGUAUACUAGAAAUGAUUCUAAACGACGAAGGUGGAGAGGUAUAAAAGUUUUGGGCCAAGGCACUUUCAGCAAAGUGAUUUUGGCUACCAGUCAAGUUCAAGAUGAUGCAGGCCGCAUAGAUGAAGAUAAUGUGUUCGGAAUUGAAUCGAUUGUUACACCUGUCGAGACGAAAGUCGACCGAAAAAAAUUGGUAGCGAUCAAGAUUUGUGAACACGGUCCGAAAGGAGGGGCGUCGGAAGAAAGAGUAGAAAUGUCGCUAAAGCGUGAAUUGGAAAUCAUGAAAUCGAUACAUCAUCCUUCAUUGGUUCACCUCAAAGCAUGGAGCAUAGAAGAGACAAGAGCUAUUUUGGUUCUAAGUUAUUGUCCCGGUGGAGAUUUAUUUGAAGUGGCCAGUCAGCAUCGAGAUAUUCUCGUCCCAUCGUUACUUAGGCGGAUGUUUGCAGAGCUGAUUGGUGCUGUUCAAUAUUUGCACGAUAGACGUAUUGUUCACCGGGAUAUCAAAUUAGAAAAUGUCUUGGUCAACCUUCCUCAACAUGAACUUGCAAAAUCUCAAGAUUGGACUAAAUACCCUUACUCCAUCAUUACCCUCACCGAUCUCGGUCUCUCUCGCCGGGUAGCUGAUGAUGAAAAACUUACUACCCGUUGUGGAUCGGAUGAUUAUGCUGCCCCGGAAGUUAUUAUGGGUCAACCAUAUGAUGGACGCGCCACUGAUGCUUGGUCUCUUGGUGUCUUACUUUAUGCAUUACUGGAAAGUAGAUUGCCAUUCGAUCCUAACCCCGGAAUGCCAGAAGGACACAAACAGCGCAGUCGAACAAGUCAUCGAAUUGCACGAGUUGAAUGGAGAUGGAUUGAAUAUUUCGGUGAAGAGGGAGACCAUGAGAGUGACCCGGAUAAAUUCAAGGAAAAGGGAUUGUUAGGUGCAAUGGAGAUUACAGAGGGAUUGUUGAAGAGAGCAAGGAGUAGGUGGACAUUGGAAAAAGUUCAGGAAAAUGAGUGGAUCAAAGGAGGUGUUGAUGUGGAGGGUGGUGUCAAAUGGAGAGAAGAAGUGAUUCCUGAGGAAGUCAGGGGUGGUGGGGAUUUCUAGAGGGUGAAUUGACUCAAAGAGUGACAUGCAACCUCAAAUUUCCUAGCAUGCUCUCGAUAUUAACUCUCGCUUCGACCUGAGUCUACCGAUUGGUUAUUCGCUUCGUUAUUUUCAUGACAUCUUUUCUGUUCACGUUCUAUGAUCAAAACAGCAAAGAUCGAGAUUUGACCUUUUUUUCUUCUUCUUCACGUGAGUUUUGCUUGCGCUUGUACUGCGAUGUUUUUCAUGGAGAACUUGUAUGCAUGGUUCAUAGCAUGGUGUUUAUGGGUUUUGGUUUGGGGUUUAAAGGGCUGGACAGAUGGAAGUACGAGGGUACGAAUGUAUAUGUUACCAUUCAGUUCAGUUCGAUGGAUACUUUGUUUAUAUAAAUAGGGAUUUGGGUGGUGAUGGAAUGGGAUGGGAUUCGAAGGAGUGAUGGAUUUGUGUAUAAUAUAUGGGAUUGGGAAACGGGGUGGAUGGGAUGAUGUUGUGGAAGGUAGGGGUGGGGGGAGAGUGGAUCGGAUGGAUGGGCGGACGGGCGGGGAUAUUAUACCCUGUGGGAAUUCGGAAUGUUAAUAUUGGUUGCGUAGAGGAAAGGGUGAGGAAGGGAUGGAAUUAAUAAAUGGGAUAGGGUUGUCUUUUUUUCCUUGAUGUUUGAGUGGGGGGUGAUUGUUUCGUAACCGAGAAGUAGAUAGGGGUGUGGGUGGGGUAGCGAGAGAGAUGUAUAAUGAGGGGUAGAUGCGUGGAUGGGUGCUGGGUGCUGGGUGCUGGAAGGUAGAGAAAUUCAUUAGAAAGUUGUUGAAAUUAUAAAAUAGGAAGAUAGUGAGAAAAUAGAAGAGUUGAGAUGAGAUGUAUUGGAAUGGGUUGAGAUGAAUUGAAGUGA